This is a messenger RNA of Microstroma glucosiphilum, 2220 nucleotides long. Its product is annotated as PAP2-domain-containing protein. The transcript has 2 exons. The record is from RefSeq and is a predicted model, not a curated record. Gene Ontology annotation, biological process: lipid biosynthetic process; protein N-linked glycosylation. Lineage: Eukaryota; Fungi; Basidiomycota; Exobasidiomycetes; Microstromatales; Microstromataceae. The coding region runs from base 73 to 2073 and encodes 666 amino acids. Gene Ontology annotation, molecular function: dolichyldiphosphatase activity. Gene Ontology annotation, cellular component: intracellular membrane-bounded organelle; endoplasmic reticulum membrane.
AGUCUACUCAUCCUGCCAACGCCCUACCAACUCGAGGUAGAUCUCAGAGUUCGUGCAGCCUCGCCUUGCGCAAUGUUAUCGGGCAAGGCGGCGGGAGGAUCGUCCCUAGACCCGGGCAAGUACGUCGCCUUGGGCCUCACCCACGUCCAGUAUGAUGGAACAGACAAGCUGGCCAAGCUCCUGGCCCUCGUCACCCUCUCGCCCAUCUUCCUCUUGUGCGCCUAUGUCACCAUCAUCAUCUAUCGUAGGGAACUGACUUUCAUCAAUGCCCUCGUGGGGCAAUUGGGUUGCGAGGGCAUCAAUUGGGGGCUCAAACGGCUCAUUCGUCAGCCCAGGCCAUACGGUCACCUCGGCAAGGGCUAUGGGAUGCCUUCGUCGCACUCCCAAUUUAUUGGCUUCUUCUGCGCCUUCUUCCUCUCCCAUUUCUACCUUCAUCACCCAAAGGCAGCGGUACCGCGGACCCUGGUCAAUACCAUGCGCAGAUUCGAGCACCUCUUUGCCAUGCUUGCCAUUGCCGGCCUGACUGCUGCUACUUGCUACUCUCGGUACCACCUCUCCUAUCAUACCCCCCUUCAAAUCUUUGUGGGACUCUUCACAGGACUUGCCAUUGGCUUUGUGUACUAUUACCUUACCGAGUACCUACCUCGCCAGCCUUUACGGCUACCAGCCCCCUUCCGGUCUGCGGCGGCGAGCCCUGAGUCCUCACCAGUGCGGGAACCUGUCCGGACCACAUCACUGAGGAGAAGAUCUCGCAAUGGUAGCAACGAUGCCACUCGACCCUCUGAGCGCACAGCGCGCUCCUCACGGUCGGCGGGCCCCUCUGCUUCAUCCGCACCCGCUGCACCCCCUCGUCAGUCCUCACUCAAUACGCAUCGGAGGCGCUCAUCCCUCUCGAGUCUCCUGAAGACUGAGCUCUAUCCAGCUCCUCCUAUCAGACAACUCAUCCUCGAUCAUCCCCUCGCUGUGGCCUUCCGGCUGCGCGAUAGCUGGACCGUCUGGCUCGACGGUGGAAUCGAGGGCGAGUACGAAGCGUGGAGGUCAGAAUGGGAGAGGAGACGCAAGCCAUAUCCAUCUGAUUGGAAGCGCGGGAUAGGUCAGGAUCAGCAGCAGACCAAUCAGAGGCUGAACAGUAUUGCUGAGAAGCUCGACGGCUUCAUGCUCGAUGGGCCAGGUGAUGAGCAGUCUGCCGUGGCCAAGGCAAAGGGAGGCGUCGCGAUGCUCUCGGGUGGGCCCUCGUCUUCGGGGAGCAGCAGCGGCCAAGCAUACUCCCAGGAUCUGGAGACGAACUUUGCAGCCGACACAAAAUCCAAUUUGGCUGACGGCGGUGCGCAAGGAGCCGCCAGCGGCAGCGGGAUGCCCUCAACGUCUGCAGCUGGGGCUGGGGCUGUACCUACCACGUCUGCCGCUACGCCGCUGAAGCUCAUGAAGCUCGCCCUGCGCCAAGCAUCGCGCUGCGAGCCAACCUCUACGGCCUUUUGCGUCGGCUGCAUCAUCGCCGUCUCUGGCAGCGAGGAGGUUGUCGCUACGGGCUUCUCUCGGGAGCUCGAGGGGAACACGCAUGCAGAGCAAUGCGCACUGGACAAGCUCGUAUCCUCUCCGGGUCGCAUCGAGGGUGAAGAAGCGAAAACGGGAGAGGAGACGGAGGUGCUGGAGCUUGACCUCUACACGACCAUGGAGCCCUGCUCGGAACGGCUGUCGGGUGCUACACCUUGCGCUCAACGAAUCCUCUCCUUCAAUCAGGCCUCUCCUCUCCUCUCCCUUCCACCCUCCUUGGGCACGGGAAGUGCCACAUCACCUGUACCCCGACAGGCGCGAGCGCGUAUCGUACGUGUCUACCAAGGCGUAAGCGAGCCAGAAGACUUUAUCAAGGACAAUGUCGGCCUCAAUCUUCUCCGGGGUGGAGGAAUCGAGGUAGUGAGAGUCGUCGAGGGCCAGCAAAGGGAGAAGGGAGAGGAAGAGGGGUGGAUUGAGAGAGAAGCAUUGAGAUUGGCCAAAUGGGGACAUGAGGAUCAGGCGCACGAGAAGGAGGGGGAGAGUCGCUUUUGGAAAGAAGAAGGAGGGGAGGAGGUGUGAGCGAAGAAGAGGAGUGAAGGGGUAAGAGUUAGUGGAUAGACAGCUUGAAGCAAAGCAGAGACAUAUGUAAUGAGAUUGACGCGGUCCCAAUUGACAGACAGACAGAUAGAUAUCAGAUACAGCCCACCUCUAGCGAAAAGAGACUAC